This is a messenger RNA of Aspergillus niger, 417 nucleotides long. RefSeq lists its product as hypothetical. The transcript has 4 exons. The coding region runs from base 1 to 417 and encodes 138 amino acids. The record is from RefSeq and is a predicted model, not a curated record. NCBI's taxonomy places the organism in Eukaryota, Fungi, Ascomycota, Eurotiomycetes, Eurotiales, Aspergillaceae.
AUGACCGGGCGAAGGUUAGCUGUCCAGGAUUUGGCCGUUCCUUGUCCUGGCCCUGGUCUUGGAAGGUGGAGGGGUGGCCGGAGGUUGACAGUAGAAAUGAUGGAGUGGAAAGGGAAGGAGAACGAGAACGAGACACUUCUGCGUGGAGGGACCGACGGACUCCCAAGGCUUAAGGCUUUAAGCUCUCCUGGUCCGAGCGAUAGCGAACCUGGACGGGCUGGGCACAAAAGGAAACGUGGGAACUACACGCACGGGAAGUCCCUGGAUAGCAGAGGAUGGAGGGAAAAAGGGAAGGAAAGGGCCGACGAGAGAGAGCAGUGGAUCGACGCGGUGGAGAUGGGAGUUGAGCUCGGCAUGAGAAAAGCUGAGCAGACAGACAGCAGUAGCAGAGGGAAUGGAUCAAAUAAUAUUGACUAA